UUGAACGUGUGUUGCCGUAAGAAGGCUGGAGUGAGGAUGGUUACAUGGCAUACUCCUUAUAAUCGACUUCUUCAUUUGUCUCUGUUUUUUGCAGUUUUACCUUGGCUAUAUAGUUAUUUUAAUGAGCGACAUCGAAUUCAAUCCUAUUCUGUUGAACAAGCAUUAAUUUUGUCAUGGGAUAAAGUCAUCACCCAACCAACCAUAUUAUUUCGCCGUGCGGUUGUUGGAAUAAACUGUAACGUCGAUUUGGUUGUUUCGGCGACAAGUCUUUUGGAACGUAUGAAUUCUACAUCAAAUAAAAGAGAUGAUCAUCAGGUUUUAAACAAUGUUGAUGAUUUGUACGAGGCGUUCGCGUAUUUCUUCUCUCGUGGUGCGGCUGCGGAGAGGUCGGACCUUUGCGCUUAUCGAUGGGAAAGAAAGAUUGCUAUUAUUCUCAGGCAUACGUCUGAUGAGAAAACGUUUGAGUUGAUGGUUCAUACCGCUGGUGAAUCAAGACAACGUCCACAUUACUAUAUUGGAGGGAAUGCGGCAUUAAUGGCUGAAAAGAUCGCAACUGCCUUUCCAAGAACGACUGUUUAUUUGGUUGGACCAAUCGGUCCUCGAAGUCAAGCUCUAUUGCAUCCUUCAAUUGUACGCACAAAUUCAACGCGUAUUGUUAAAGAUGAGGUACACGUCAUUAUGGAGUAUAAACAAGGUGAAAUUUUGGGGGAAUAUGUGGCACCUGCAUCGUCCCGAUUCAUUACUUCACACGAUCAGUACAGUGGUAGCUCGGUGGUGAUUGAGAUGUUCUUCAAGGCAAUCGCACAGUUCAAUCCAGAUUUAAUAAUUCUCUCUGGUGUUCAUUUGCUACAGAAUCAAAAUAAGGAAAUGCGUAUGGAAAAACUUCGCUUGAUCAAGCGUAAUUUGAUGCAAGUCAAUCCGAAUAUACCAAUUCAUCUUGAAUUGGGUAGCAUAGGUGAUGCUGAUCAUGUAGCACAAGUACUCAGCAGAAUCGUUCCAAACGUUGACUCGUUAGGUCUGAAUGAACAAGAGUUAGCAUUCUUUUCGCACAUCGCAGGUGGGCCGUAUACAGAUUUGUAUCCAAUCGCUCCUGGUGCCGUUCAUGUAGUGGAGAUGCUCUAUUGGCUAUUGACAACAUAUGGACACGAUAAAAGUGAUCCAGAAUCGAAGAACUUUAAAUAUAAAUUAUCAAGGAUUCAUUUUCACUCUCUCACUUUCCAUCUCAUGGUAAUAUCUGUUGUUCUUACUCUUCAUAAGCCGUAUGCUGUGAAAAUUUACUAUAUUACUAAUCCUUCGAAUUUUCUCGUUAUUCAUCUUGAAAAUUACGAUAUCUAUAGAGCUUUCAUCUCUUGUCUGGAACGUUUUCAGGUAUAUCGAGGUACUGAUUGGUCUAAUCUAGCAGCCGGGUUGGCGGCUGGUGCUAAAGUGGCUGGACGACAGGCAUGCCAAAUGACUGGUGGCGAUACGAAUACAGAUAAUCUUGAAUUAAGGAGUUCAAUGUCCUUCCUUCUUGAUAAAGAAGUGGGAAAAAGUUAUAACUUCGAACCACAAAAACCAAUAGCGUCUUGGAUGCGGAAGGAUGUGGUGUUCAUUUUCACACCUGUUUUGGUAUGUAAGUUUCCAACGAGGACGGUAGGUGUUGAUGACGCGAUUUCAGCAACUGGAUUGAUUUAUUCACAAUUCUAUCGAUUCGAGAAGGCGUGGUAA
Molecule: messenger RNA, 1707 nt
Organism: Anisakis simplex (herring worm)
Lineage: Eukaryota; Metazoa; Nematoda; Chromadorea; Rhabditida; Anisakidae
Source: the annotation of a GenBank genome assembly